AUGGGAAAUGACCUUGAACUCCUUAAGGGUCAAGAUCAAGGUCUAGCAUUAACAUUUGCUUCACAAUUUUUAGUUGUUGUUAAAAUGCGGCAUCAAGAUAUUACACACGAGCAAAUUUCAUCUGUUGAUGCAGAAUGGCUAAAACAUGCGAAACAAAGGACACAAAGGAAAUCUGAGUUUUGCCCAUCUGUAUUUUUAUACCUUAGUAUGAUGGUACCUGCAAUGUGGUUGAUAGAUCUGGAUAUAAUAGACAAGAAAUUGAAAUCUUGCAAACCAAUUACUCGUAUACCCAAGAAUUCUGAAUUAUAUCUCAAUUCUUUAUGCAAUCUGACAGCUAGUGAUUCACAACAUCAGAAAGAAGAUGUGCAUAUUCCUAUGGAAGAUUUGUUUGCUAUGAUAAAUGGACAGUUUUUAAUGCUGAUUCUAAUAAUCGGUCGAUGGAUGUUGCCGAAAGGUGACUUGACUCGAGAUCAGUUAAGCCAGCUGCUGUUAGUCUAUAUUGGUUCUGCAGCUGAUAUCAUCGAAUUCAUGGAUUCUUUCGAUGAAGAUGAGAUAGCAGAGAAACCAGUAGUUAUUAACUGGAUUUUAGGCGUUUGGGCAUGGUCUCUGUUACAAUUCACAAUUGUGUUGACUGACACCGAAUCAAAGAAAAUCCGAUUGUCGUCCGGCAGCAUCGUCAAGGAAAAAAUCCAAAUAGAAACGAGUUGCUGUAGCGUCGAUAUAUGGGGAAUUGUUUUGAAUAUAAUUCUUCAAAUACAAUCAAAUUAUAGAAUAGGCCAAAGUAACGAGCACUAA
Wasmannia auropunctata (little fire ant) is the source of this 795-nucleotide messenger RNA. Its product is annotated as transmembrane protein 26-like. The coding region runs from base 1 to 795 and encodes 264 amino acids. The record is from RefSeq and is a predicted model, not a curated record. Lineage: Eukaryota; Metazoa; Arthropoda; Insecta; Hymenoptera; Formicidae. The transcript has 5 exons.